Molecule: messenger RNA, 2245 nt
Organism: Siniperca chuatsi (mandarin fish)
Lineage: Eukaryota; Metazoa; Chordata; Actinopteri; Centrarchiformes; Sinipercidae
Product: F-box/LRR-repeat protein 12-like
Exons: 3
Coding region: 36-1262 (408 amino acids)
Molecular function (GO): protein binding
Source: RefSeq, a predicted model, not a curated record
UCCGUGUCGAAGGUUUAAAGAGUUUUGUUUACAAAAUGGAUGAAUUUAAAGGCUGUAACCUGGAUUACUUUCCCGAAAACAUUUUAAUUGACGUAUUGUCGUAUUUGAGCGUACGGGAGCUCGUCAGAGCUGGAAGAGUGUGUAAGAGAUGGAAACGCCUUGUUAAAGACCAAAGACUGUGGAGGUUUGUCGAUCUGACCGCAUGGAAAGGGGUGACAUCCCGCAUACUUUGGCUCCUGCUGCGUCAGUACCUGGGUUGCGGACUAAGAUGCCUACGCUUGCGUGGUUUGCUGCUUUCUGCCCGAGGGGGCACCUUCCUCUCUGAGUCUUGGCUCAAAGCUUUGUCCACAAAGUGCCCUCGGCUGAGUAAGCUGUAUCUUCUGCAUGCAGACCUGAGAAUCCUGCCCAGUUGCCAGCUCCUCCCUCCGUCUUUGCAGGUCCUGGAGCUGCGUGGCUGUGAGCUGCCUCGUGAAUUUUUCAACCAGACUCCUACUUCAUCUGCUAGUUCCCAAGAACGAGCAGAAGCCACAUCCAGUGUUGGUGCUCAACAGCGAAGAAGGGAUCAGAAAGGAAAAGGACUUGGCUCUCCAUCAGGGAUCUGUAUUGAGAGGUUAGUCCUUAACAACGUGCCCUCUUUCACAGACCAGCAUCUGCAGAGUCUGACAUCAUGGGAGAGGCUCAGUCGAUUGGAGCUGCGCGACACCUUUCGUGUGACGGCUAACGGGCUCAGGAGCUGUGCUACCAAGGACGGCAUCUGUGGUGUGGAAGGGCUUUCCAGGCUUAAGUUUCUGGAAAUAGGCAUCACUGGGCGGCAAGGCUACCAGUUACAGAUGGCCUCCCUCGGGCUGGGGGCAGGAUGGCUCGGACUGGAGGAGCUGAGCCUGGGUGGUAAGGAGGUGGGGCCAGGCUUGCUCUGUGCCAGCCGUCUGAAGGACCUGAAGUGUCUGUGCCUGUGGGCCUGCACACUCAGUGAGAUGCAGAUAGUGCGGAGCUGCAGGAUGCUCCGUGGGCUCCGGCGUCUGGAGUUUUUAGACGUGAUCUUCCAGCCUCGGCAAUGUCCACCAGUGGUGGAGGGGGAGGAUGGUGGUAGUGGAGAAGAGCAGGACAGUGAGGAAGCUGCAGGUGGAGAUACCAGCAAUGAUGAGAACAAGACACUAGAUAUGAACGAUCCCAUUCCAAGUUUGCGUCGCUCACUGGCUGUCCUACUGCCAUCUUGCAUACUAGUUUUCACCAACUGCUCUGUUCAGAUCAGUGCAGACUAAAUGCGGUCUCUACUGCUGUAUACAAGUGGCCAAUCUGGAUAAAGUCCUCUUCCACACAGGCAUAUGUCAUUUUAUAUUGUGUUAUUGAUAUAAUGAGUGACUUAGGUUUUUAUUAUUGUGCAUGUGCAUAUAACUAGGCUAGGAUAUUUUCAAACCAUUUUUCUUCAAACUUGAACAAAAGCUUACUUUUAAUGGAGCUAUAUAUUGUGAUAUAGUACAGACAGGCAUGUCUGUUGGCUAAUCCUGCAAAUUAAAAAUACCUGACAAAUUAAGGUACUUCAUCACAUUGAUGAAAAAAAUCAUCUUGCCACAAAGCAGUCUUGCUCCUUGAUUUGCAACGUUGCCUCGGUGACCCAGACAUAUUAAAGUUAGAGCUACAACAUUAUAAGCGUCUCACGUUAUAUAUCAUCAUAUCGUCCAACCCUAGUGCUUUAGGGCUGUCUCACUUCCAAACUAAUUGCUCACAUGGAGAAUGCGGACAAAAAUAAAUAUGUUUUUAGCAUAAUCUUUUUUAAACUCAGUCACAAUAUAAAACAAAAUAUGGAACUGCCACUGCAGACUGUAAAGACGGUGUGUCGGCAGGUGUCAGCUACAAAGGCAAAGAACCAACUGAAGCAUACUGCUGGCAAUGAUCCACCUGUUUCCUGUUCCUUCACUUCUUUUCAACAAUGUAUACAUUUAGAAAAUAUAUCUGUAACAAGCAGGUGUAUGGUUUUAGUGUAACAGAACAACAUAACAUAUUUCAGUUCAUCUUUAUCAAGUCCCAGUUGCCUGUUACUUUCUCAGUUUUUUACUAUAUGAUUUUUAGAAAUUAUGAAUUAAGAAAUGGUAAUUGUAGAUGUCUGUUUAUUGUAUUAAUGAGGGGAAACAUGGAAGAUCUGUGUCACUGACAUGAAUUGUGUUGCAUUUAAAUCAACCAUUUAAAGAAGGUUACAAUGAGAAAUGAGAAAUUGUUUUGAAUAAACCUAUUUUGAACAAACAAA